AUGACUUCCAGGGCGCGCUCACGUAUCUACACGCUUUCCGACGUCGCUAUACAUGUCACUAAGGACGACUGUUGGGUCGUUAGGAAUGGGAGAGUUUACAAUGUUUCCGAAUUCGUGAAUGAUCAUCCCGGAGGUGACGAUUUGAUCCUGCAAUGGGCUGGAAAGGAUGUUGGUGACAUCAUGGCUGACUCGGUUUCUCAUGGACACUCUCAGUCCGCCUAUGACAUGCUCAGCGAGUAUUUAAUUGGUAAAAUUGGCUCGGAGUCUACUACCGUUAACGAAGACUGGGUGGCCACGGAAGACUUCCAUCCGGACGAGACUUCGCCCGAGGAGGAUUUCAAGAGACAUGAGUUCCUCGACCUCAGCAAACCUUUACUUCGUCAGGUCUGGGAGAGCAACUUCAGCAAGGAAUUCUAUUUGCAGCAAGUGCAUCAGCCUAGACACGUCACCAAAACUGCGCGAUUGUUUGGGCCGAAUUUCUUGGAGAUGUUUACCCGCACGGAGUGGUACGUGGUACCAAUAUUUUGGCUUCCAAUUGCCACCGCCAUUUUCUUCCGUUCCGCUCUGCAAUUUGCCCAACUCGCUGAACCCUCCAUUCUGGACACGAGGAUACUUUCUGUCGCCUCGAUUCCUUCGUCUGCCUACUUGAAGACACUUACUUGCUUUCUCACUGGGAACGUAAUAUGGACUGUACUGGAGUAUACGCUUCACCGAUUCCUUUUUCAUAUCGAUAAAUUCCUCCCCGAUCGCCCAUUCUUCCUUAUGCUGCACUUUCUCCUUCAUGGCAUCCAUCAUUAUCUGCCCAUGGAUGGAUUACGACUCGUCAUGCCCCCUAUCCUAUUUUUUGCUCUCUCCUACCCAUGGACACAAUUGGCUCAUACUCUCUUCCCCGCUGCCAUUGCCAAUGGAUUAAUUGCAGGGGCUUUCAUCUUCUACGUUCUUUAUGAUUGCAUGCACUACGCUUUGCACCACAAGCGCCUGCCUGCUUACAUGCGUGAGCAAAAGAAGUAUCACCUCGCUCAUCAUUAUAAGAACUUUGACCUUGGAUUUGGCGUCACGAGCAAAAUUUGGGAUCAUGUCUUUGGCACUCUGUUGAAGAUCUGA
This is a messenger RNA of Cantharellus anzutake, 1104 nucleotides long. Its product is annotated as oxidoreductase. Gene Ontology annotation, biological process: lipid biosynthetic process; fatty acid metabolic process. The transcript has 6 exons. Gene Ontology annotation, cellular component: endoplasmic reticulum; membrane. Gene Ontology annotation, molecular function: heme binding; iron ion binding; fatty acid 2-hydroxylase activity. The coding region runs from base 1 to 1104 and encodes 367 amino acids. Lineage: Eukaryota; Fungi; Basidiomycota; Agaricomycetes; Cantharellales; Hydnaceae. The record is from RefSeq and is a predicted model, not a curated record.